Molecule: messenger RNA, 2844 nt
Organism: Pseudonaja textilis
Lineage: Eukaryota; Metazoa; Chordata; Lepidosauria; Squamata; Elapidae
Gene: FBXO21
Product: F-box protein 21
Molecular function (GO): DNA binding
Source: RefSeq, a predicted model, not a curated record
GCAGCGGCGGCGCAAGAUGGCGGCGGCCGAGCGGGAGGCCUGCGAGGAGGCGGCCGAAGAGGCCGAGGAGCAGCGGGCGGGCCCCGGAUCCGCCCCGGCCCCGGCCCCGGUCGGCUUGACGGAGCUGCCCGGCGAGCUGCUGGAGCUCAUCCUGUGCUGCGGCUCGCUGGACGCCUCCGACCUGGGCCGCCUGUCCUGCACCUGCCGCCACCUGAGGGAGGCCUGCCAGCCCCGCGGGAAGGUCUGGCGGGAGCAGCUGCGGCGCAGGUGGCCUUCUUUAAUGAAAUACUACAAUCAGGCAGACAGUGUGAACUGGCUGGAGCAAUAUAAAGAAAGACAUAAAGCGGGAUUGAAAGCUCAAACGGUCGUCGCCUCGUUUUCCAAAAGGUUUUUUUCAGAGCACGUGCCCUGCGAUGGCUUCACUGAUAUCGAGACCCUCGAUUGCCCCAGCCACUUCUUUGAAGAUGAGCUGAUGUCCAUUCUUAAUACAGGAGGCAGGAAAGGCCUGACCUGGAAAUACUAUGCAAAGAAAAUUCUUUACUUCCUGCGGCAACAAAACAUUUUAAAGAAACUGAAGACUUACCUCGAGUACUCAGCAGAUGAGCAAUCCUUUUUAGAAGGGGCCGUGCUGGUUGACCAAUACUGUAACCCUUUGUCAGACAUCUCCCUCAAGAGUAUCCAAGCUCAGAUUGAUGACAUUGCUGCUCAAGUCUGUACAUUUCUCAAAUCCAAAAGCCCCAGACAUCCCACAGUGGACCGAAAAGCAGGUGAGGCCUUGAUCAUCUCUCAGGUGGAGCUGCAGAGGCAGGUUCUCGAUGCCAUGAACUGCGUCCUCUAUGAGCAGUUGAAGUACCGAGGGAACGAGGUGGAUUAUUACAAUUGUCAGAAUUCAUACAUCCAUCAGGUUUUGAUUCGCAGGACGGGAAUCCCAAUCAGCUUGUCGGUGCUGUAUUUGACGAUUGCCAAACAGUUGGGCGUCCAGCUGGAGGCGGUCAAUUUCCCCAGUCACUUUCUGCUCAGGUGGUGCCAGGGCAAAGAAGGGAGCACAAAUAUAUUCGACUACACCUACAUCGAUGCUUUUGGGAAGGGGCGCCAGCUGACGGUCAAAGAAUGUGAAUACUUGAUUGGGCACCACGUGACGGAGGAAUUUUAUGGCGUGGCAACUGCCAAAGAGGUUCUGCAGCGAAUGGUGGGCAACCUGCUAAAUAUUGGAAAGAGGGAAAGCACUGACCAGUCAUACCCACUCCUGAGAGACUCUUUGGACUUGUAUUUGGCCAUGUAUCCGGACAAUGUCCAGCAUCUAAUGCUCCAAGCGAGACUCUAUUUUCACCUCGGGAUCUGGCCAGAAAAGGUUCUGGACAUCUUGCAGCACAUCCAGGCCUUGGACCCCUCCCAGCAAGGAGCCGUGGGCUACCUAGUCCAGCACACCCUGGAACACAUCGAGCGUCGGAAAGAUGAGGCUGGCCCGGAGGUGAAGCUUCAUUCCGACGAGAAACACAAGGACGUCGUCUUUUCCAUCGGCCUGGUGAUGAAGCACAAAAGAUAUGGCUACAACUGCGUGAUCUACGGUUGGGACCCAGCGUGCAUGAUGGGACAUGAAUGGAUCCGAAACAUGAAUGUCCACAGCCUGCCCCAUGGGCCUCACCAGCCUUUCUACAAUGUUUUAGUGGAAGAUGGCUCGUGCAGAUAUGCCGCCCAAGAGAAUCUGGAACUCAACCCAGAACCUCACGAGAUCCCUCACCCAGACAUUGGUCGCUACUUUGAGGAGUUUGCCGACACGUACUACGUGGCCAACCCAGAGCUGGCAAUCCGAUACCCUGAGGAUAUGGCGCUCACGCGUUUAGCUGGCCAGAAAACGGAAGAGAGCUGCGAAUGAGACUUAUUUUAUUUAUUUAUUUUCCCCCCCUUUCCAUCCUCUUCCUCUUUGCAAGGACAGAAGAAACUUUGUACAGUGGUGGUGGUGGUGGGGAAUUUCAUCACGGGGAGGAACUGCUGGUCUGAGGAACUGCACUUUGCUGGCUAGUAGUGAAACUUCGUGUUACGUAACCCCUCGAUUGCGUUGUGCUGACACUUGUCAAAACCGUGUGGGUGGAGCAAAGUUUAGAAACCUCCUCCUCCCUCAAAUGAAGAACUUCUGAGACUUAAAAAAAAGUUCUCAUUCUGGAAAAGUCGAGUGACCUGCAAAUGGAAGGCAGUGAAUAAUUUCCAGGUAGAAUUUUCUGGAACUAACCCAACAUCUGUCUCAGUGCAACUUCAGCCAACAGCGAGGUGCCAAAACCUUAAGGAAGGACGUCGAUGCUUCCUUACUCAAAAGGUCUCCUAGAAACCCCAUCAGGAUUUCUCUCCACUGCUUCAGGCCAACGACUCGAAUUUAAAAAAAUAAAACCUGCCCUGGGUGGAUGUCGUUUUCCUGCAGGUUUCUCGGACUCGCAUUCCAUCCCACAAGACACCGGGCCACAUGGGUGAUGAAUCCGGAGGUGAGCAUUAUUCACCUUUUUUGUUCUGCUUGUUCGCUCAUUGCUCACUCCAUUAAAAAAGAAAGAAAAAGUAUAAAAGAAGCACCACUCUGGGAGGCAAAGAAAGCACCGAAGGAUGUGGCCAUCAAUUGUCUAAACUGUCCUUUUCUCAGGGAAAAGAUCUGGGAAGCUGGUUGAUUUGCAAAAGCUGUCUGGCAGAAAGAACUGAUCACGCUUUCAUCAGUUGUUGUAAAUAAUAUAUUUCAAGGCUGUGGAACGUGUAAUUUCUGAAUUGGGGUGUCUGGGCAGAGCGCUGCUGACAUUGGCUGGAGGAGGCAAGCUUUUAAUUAUCGCAUUGUCAAGGAUAAAAUGAUAAGCUUCUCCGGUC